Molecule: messenger RNA, 2680 nt
Organism: Schistocerca piceifrons (Central American locust)
Lineage: Eukaryota; Metazoa; Arthropoda; Insecta; Orthoptera; Acrididae
Exons: 16
Coding region: 428-2680 (750 amino acids)
Source: RefSeq, a predicted model, not a curated record
AGUUGCGUCAUAUUGCACGGAGAAGUAGAAGUUGUUUGUUUAUUGAUGCAUUAUGGCAGAUGUGCCAGAAAGGUCUUUAAAUUUCCUGCGCUGUGAGUGACGCAUGUUUGUUGUGACAGGCGUCGCAGGUUCUUAGCUUCUGUGCGGCGUCACGUUCGGCAAAUUGGUGUUUGUCUCAAGGAAUCGAGUGAAAAUAAUUCUGGAUGUUUUGCCUCAGUGUCUUCAUUAUUUUCCAUUAUCUGCUGUCCAUCAUAUCCAUGGUGAAAUAUUAUUCACCAGUCUUUCUCGAGGGGAUGAAAUCCGGCAGAGUUAGCUAAGACUGAUCGGAAGAGAAGUCCAUUGGAAUGGAAUUUUCUUGAGGACAAAUGUGGUGCAGUACUUCGCACCUCCAUUUUCAGUUAACUUGAAUGGACAGCCUGAUGCCAUUAUGCUGCUUGAGAUACUUCUCAUAUUUGGUUUAAGUAUUUGGAAUGGCUCACAUGCACAUUUAGAGCAUCCAGAAUUGUGUGUGGUGAGUUCUUUGGAAACACCGUAUUUCACUCCCUGGCUUGAAACUCCUCGCAAGGCACGUGGCUGUUGGGCGACUCCACAUGCUUCCAGUGUAGCUGAGGUUCACGUACUAGUUUUACGAGGUCCACGUGUUUCCCCUUGGGUGAGUCUUGAUGUCCUAGGAUCUGGUUUGAGGAACAGUCUUGUUCUGGUUCUCACAUCAGCCCAUGCUGUUAACUGGAAGAUAACUACAAGGCUCCCUAAUGGAGUUACAGUGCCACAUGUUAUGGUAUCUAAUGGAUCUACACUGGAGUCACACACUGAGCUCAACACUUCACAACACUGGUGGCGAAACAGAAGAGCUCUGCAGAGAUAUUUACACCAUCAGUUUAAGGAUCUAGCUUCCUAUACAGAAGUACAAGGUGCAAACAGAAUUGAGCUUACUGUGGGUUUGUCAUGGCCAGAGGAAUAUUGUGACAUGCAAUCAUUGUCUGAAAGCCGUGUUGUUUCUGCUUCACGGGCUGUACAAAUUAGAACGGAGGGCUGCUUUCACAAAAACUACAUUGGAGACAAUCCCAUGGAUGUAUAUGUGGUGGAAAUGGAUGCCGGUCCAAGAAACAAUGGAAGAGAUGAACGUGCAGAUCGAGCUUCACUGCCAGUAGUCCUAGUACAUCUUCAUGAAGGUGGAGAUAGUGGAGAUACACUGCUAACUGAAUUACACAAUCUGACUUUGGUACUGAAGAGCAGCCAGCCUGUUCGAUGGAGAUUUGGUCACACACCUCGUAACACUGGAAAAAUUGUUAUUGUGAGUAAUGAAGGUGAUCAAGUUGAGAAUGAAGAUCAUCCUGGCCUGAGUGUCCGGUGGGAAAGGCUACCUGACAGACUGGAUACUCUUCUUUUAGCUAUCACUAAAGAAUUUGGUGUCCCACCAGUGUUGUAUGCAAGAACUGGAAGGGCAUCUACAUUAAAUCUAAUUGUUGGUACUUGUACCAGUAAUGGUUGUGCUGGUGACUCAAUGAAAGUAAUACCUGUGGCUGAAACCAGUGAUGUGUUUCACCUGGAUGGGUGGAAAGUUACUGAGGAUACUCUUGGUGUAAUGCAACAACAACCUGUGUCUAGUGAUAGGAGUACUGCUCAUAAUUUAAAGACAGACGAAAUCAGAGAAGAAAUUUUGGCACGGUUGAAGAAAGCAAUGAUCGUGAACUGCAGUGAAAAACGUUUCACCAUUACCUUUCCGUUGUCAGUAGUGAAACAGCUUGGUUCCCCGCAACUGAGCUUCAGUGAUCGCAGCUGUAUUGGAGUCCCCAACAGUACGCAUGUGACACUUACCAGUCCUUUAACAUCGUGUGGGAGCACAAGUGCAAUUGACCGUGGCCUCACCGCUUUUUACAACUAUAUUCAAGUCCAGCCAGCUGGAAUUGAAGAAACAAGUGAAGACAAGGAAUUUUAUGGUGAUUUAGCAGAAAGUGAGGGAAUUCCUAUUGUCUGCAAAAAUCAACCAUACUACAUUGGUGGUAAAGUAGAUGUGUCAGACAGCAGUACAUUUGAUAUGGUGGAACAUAAUGGUGUCAGACACAAAAGUCUUUACAACAUGGACCUGUUCAGAGAUAAGGAGUUAAAUCAGCAACUCCAUUUUGAUCCUCUUAAUGUUCAAAUAGAAGAAGUUAGAUAUGGUGAACAAAUUUUUGUGCGGGCUUGGAUGGAAGGAGGUGGGACCAAAGUUCAGCUGGUUACUGAGAACUGUUGGCUGACAAAUUCUUCUGAUCCGAAAAGCAAAAUACAGAAGUUUCUUCUUCGUAAUGCGUGCCCUGUUGACUCUGCAGUCAGCUUACUGCAGCAGCAUGGAAGCUUCAGUUUUAAAACAAGCCCUGAAUAUGUAGAAGUGGGUGUUGUGUAUAUGCACUGUCGUAUUGGUAUGUGCACCUAUUUGGAGUCCCUUACCAAAGGAAACUUGGCAUUGUGUGUCAACAGAACACAGCAUUGCUCAAAGCCAAGGUCCCAGCCACUUGUGAACCAGACGACAGUGUCGACAGCUCAGCAGAUAGUUACCCGUGGGCCACUGAAGUUUGUACCCAAUUUUCUGACACAUGUAAAGAGUAUUGCAGCCAGGGCAACAUCAGAUAUUGGAGUUGUUUUGUCUCCAUUUCUGGUGGCAGCAAUUGUUGGUGAAUGGCAGCACAUGAAAAGUUAA